AGGGGUAUUCCAUACCACAGCACAUCAUGCCCAGUAUAGAAACUGGGGGGUAGUUACCUGGAAGGCUGGACCACUGCUCGGGUCUGGCUGGGUAUCAGUCAGUGAAUGGUGAGCAAUUGCUUUCUCUUCCUUGUUAUUUCCCUUAUCAUUAUUAUUGUUGGUGGUAGCAGUAGUGGGUUUGUGUUAUACCUUAGUUACUGGACUCAUCUUAACCCGUGGGGCUUGCAUUCUUUCCAUUCUCUGCCCCAUGCCACCGAGAACUGGGGAGAAGGAGGUGAAGUGUGAGUAAGCUGCUGCGUGGUUCCAAGUUACCAGUCAAGCUUAAACCAUGACAAGACUCUUGAGCAAAAAGCAGCAGCAGCACAACUGGAAAAGCAGAUCUAUGUAACAGUGUGAACACUUGUUGAAUCAGUUUUACAUGGUUUAAUUACCCAUAAACCUGUAGCUGAAACUUCCAGCAGGAAAUCUCAAAGGAUGUGGGUUGUCAUGUGACUCUUGAAAUUUGCUGCAAUCAAAUCUGAAGGGAAAAGUUCAUAACGAAAGACAUCCAAAAAUAUGUUAUUAAUUAAUGUCAGAAAUGCAGAAAAGCCUCCGUGCUUCAGUUUGUUUCUUGUUUGGCACAGCAGACGAGUGCUGUUAGGAGGUGGUUUUCCUUCCCCAGUGAAGGCUUUACACUCAUGCUGAUCUGAGAUACCCUUUUAACUCAGCUGUCACCUUAUUUUUUGGAUUUUGUCUUUCUAGUUUUAAUGUGGUGGAAUGCAGUCAAAACAUCACGAAGAGAUGGCAAUCCCCAGCUAUUCAAAGGCUUUUAGGUAUUUACUGAUUAUGUUUUGAUCCACUUAAAAUAAUUUCUUCAUGUUAUGUUAUUAUGUUACAUCAUGAAGAAUGUGAUAGUAUAGUUAUUCAGUAAGCCAGAGCUAAGGUUGCCCGUAAAGAAUCCAGACUGUACAAGAGUUUGGAGGUAUAAGGAAAAGAAUUUCCCUCUUUACACAGUGCCUUAACACAAUUGCAGUUCCUGGGUUUUUUUUCCCCAGAACAGGGCUGCUGUAAGUUUUCAAUGGAGUAGAGCUGUGUCUAAAAGGAGUGAGUGAGGAAGAGGUUUGUUUGGUGUAAAAGCCAUCCUUUUUGGAAGAGAUAACGUAUCAGCUGCUAUAGGCUGGGAAAGGAGUGCUUAAAAUGGGUAUGGGCCUUUCAGUUCUUGGCCCCACUGCAGCUAUCACAAAUGCUUUAGAUUCUGUUUCUUUCUGCUGUAAGUUGUUGCUGUGGGUGCCUUCAAGGAAGUGCCGAUUGCUCCAGCACAUGCAGUCAAGCUGCACGCUGAGAUUCUGGAGAUUUCCACUGAUGUACACAUUGUUUUCCUACACCUAGGAAAAUCCUGUCUUCAAAUUGAAGGCUAUGGCAGUGUGGUGCAUGAUGCCAAGGACUCAGCGGAGGUACAGAAUUGUUUCUCUAACGACAUCUCUUUAGGCUUACAAGGGUGUUAUGAGAAAUAACCAAUAAAAACCUGUCACACAAAUAUUCCUUUACAGGUUACUCAAUCACCAUUUUUCUAACCAUUUUGUUGUUGGUUCUAGCUGAUACGUGCUUUAGAGGUGGCAAUCUAUGUUAUUGCUUAAGCAGUCAUCGCUUUCACAGACUAUAUGUCUUUUAUGACUACACAGCAGUUAAGCACAAGAUAUCCUCUGCUCCCAGAACUUCCUAUUUGAAGCAGCCUAUGAGGAACAAACAUUAUUUUUCUCCUUGGUCCACUUAUGCCAGCACUUUGUGGUUAGCCUUGUAUGUGCAGCUGCAUUGUGUUCUUAAGAUGGUCCUUAACAUGGCAGUUCUUUUGUAUGGUCUUUUAUUGAGAAAGACAAAUGUGUAUAGAAAAACCUCUGUAUGUGUGUAUCUGGUGUUCAAAUUCCUGGCUGACCCUGGGUGGUUUUCAUAUAAACUCAGAUUUUGAGUUGUUUGGAAAAGGGACAAAAUGAUAUCUGAGAACUCACAUGGUAUUAAUUUGAGGGAGUCAGGUUUAAUGAUGUGCAGAUUUGAUUUCUACUCUUUAGCAUCAGCUGGGGCCAGAGAGCUGAUCAAUCACAGUCCUUAUGGCUCACUCAAGCACAUUUUCAUUUUGGUUUCUUCUUUCUACUGAUGAUUAUACAGAUUGUGAUAUUCAAAGGCAUCGAUACCAACUGUUUCACUUUGCCCCUCCUGAGCUGUGUCAUGCUGUUAGACACCAAUUAUCCCACAUCUCAGGAGGAACAGCUUUAAAAAAUCUACAAUACUUAUUCUGGGUAACUGCACUGUGUUGUUCUGCAAUAUACAAAUAUAGGAAAAUAGUUGUUUAUGAAAAAGACUGCUCUGACUCACCAAAUGCCAUCAUUUGAUAUUUGUAAUUUCAUUUUAAUGUUUUGUCUGCUUGGGGUUACUUUUGUGUUUUUAUACCAUUCACAAUGAAACAACUUAAAACCUGGCUAUUCAUUGAUAACCCUGGGUUGAUGAGUCGUUACUUCGUAUGUUAAUCUUUUUUACAAAGCAUCACCAUUAGAUGGUUCCCAAACUCAUAAUCCAGUAUUAUUGUCAUGAUUCACUUUAAUAUUACAAAAGCAAAGAUGGGCAGUGAGAGAUAUCUCCUGGCAUUUACUUUUGUGUCCAGUAGUGAGCCUCUGUAGGGCUAAUUGAAAGGUCAUUUCACAACCUGCCUGAACUCUGUUUUCUUUACAAUGACUGAUGGAAUGCCUAAGCUUCCAAGCAUUCAAGAAACUCUUUGGGAACUCACCCCUUUCCCGAGGUCUUCACACAGAGAACAAAGCAAGAAGAGCUUUUCAGCACAUCGGGGAGAGAGCAGGAGCUACAUGUGAACUGUCACAGAGAUUCCCUAGUUACCAGCUCUUAUGCUGCAGACACUACAGAAUGUGUCAUUAAAUGUGAAGGCAGGAGGCAUGUGAGAGGUAUAAGAAUUUAAGGUUUAUCUGAAGUAAGGGAACAUCUCUCAUCUACUCACUCGUUACAAAGCCAGGACAUUUGCACCAACCAGUGGGAAAACUGACAGACUGAACUGAUUGUACCGAGCUCCUACAUUUCCAGCAGGGACACAACUGGGAGAUCAUUGCCUGAGUUUAGCACUGUGAAGAGCAACUUUGAGCUUAUUUUUCCUCAGUUGAUUGUAAAGGGCAGGUAAGUGCUCACCACAGAGCACUCUUUAAAGUCCUGCCCCCAGGGUUGGGGGUUGUUCAGUAGUAGGAAACCGUGGGCGUUUUAGGUGUGAAGUCAAAACCAAGAUGCACCUCUGGAAAGAAAUCUCUCCCUCCACCCUCCAUCACAUUCAUUUUCAUACUAAAAUGAAAGCUGCACAUUGCUGAACUGCCUUCAGUAAACAGCUGGUGUAGCUGGAAGAAAGCAAGGCAGGUGUGGCAUACAGCACUUCGGGUCUUGCAUUCAUCAGUAAGACAACAGAGAACAAGUAAAAAGAUCCUUGAAAAUGCCAUGGAUAUGUCUCCCAACUGCGUUGCUCUUCCUUCUGCAUCUUCCUUGCUUCCCUGGCCAGAACGGUGGAGAAAAUGAAGAGUCAACAGACAUUAUCAGUGUUCGUGAAGGAGAAAGCAUCAACAUAACUUGUUCAAUUGAAGGUUCAGAAAAUGAAGUGGGAACAUACUUGAAAACUAGCAUACAGCCUGUCAAUGUGGUAUAUGUUUCCAGGCACAAUACUUCAUAUAUCCUUCCUGCUUUGGCUAACCGCACCAAGUACUCAAAGGAAGGAAGCAAUCUCAGGAUAACUCUGCACAAUGUGCAGGAAUCGGAUUCUAAUAUCUAUCAAUGCAGUACAUAUGUUAAAACCGAAAGCAAUCACAGAAAGCUGUUUGGGAAGACAACCAUAGUAGUGGUAAAAGGUAAACGCAGUGGAACUGUUGAACAGGCACCGCUGUAUGUGAAUCCUCAGCAAGGCCAAUCUGUCAGCAUUACCUGUGCAUUGAAAACCUCACAUGAAAAUGAAGGGAUCUACUUGCUCAAGACUCACAUGCAGCCUGAACCAGUGCUGUAUGUUUCGGGUCAGAAUACUUCCACUGUUUUUCCUGCUUUUGCUAAUCGCUUGGAGUAUUCAAAGGAAGGGGAAAAAAUCGUGAUAACUCUACACAACCUAUGGAUAAAUGACAGUGACAUAUAUGUAUGUGCUGGAGUGGUGAAAAACUCCUCUUUUCUCUCAGUGAACAGAAGUGGCACUAUGAUGCUGAUUAAAGAAGGAGAGCAGACAGACUGCAAGAAAAAUUCCUGGCUUGUCUAUGUUCUUAUCACCAUGGUCAUGCUCCUGUUCUCUGUGCUGAUGUGCUGCACCUUGAACCGUGUUGAUUUGAAGAAGUAUUUCCAGAACAACUCCCCAAAUACAGUAUAUGAAGACAUGUCUUACAGUGUUAGACAGCACACCUUGCAGACAACCAACGCUUGCUGCAUUGACAAUUAAGCUUCUGCCAGCUGGGACCAUGCAUGGAUCAACCAUUCCUUUACAGGUCUCCCUCAGAGCUGCCCUAGCAACCUGAUGUGGUAGCUGAACUGAAGAUGCUGUCCCUUACCUUCUUCAGAAGAAAGAAAAACCCACUUCAUUUCCAAAGCUUUUUCUGUUUUUUGAUCACUUGUAAUUUUGGGUUUUUUUGGUUAAUGUAUAUAAAAUGUACAGAAAUGCAGGUAUCCUGCACAUGUGUUUGCAGUUUAGGAUGGAAUGCAGUGUUUUCUGGACUAUACUUUCUGGCUGGAGGCAACAUAUGGACUCAUUUCUUUGAUUGAUCAAUAACCUUUUCAGGGAAGGGGGGGUAGAUGAUGGAGAGGUCCGGCUCUGAGCUUUGGUAACUGCUCAGAAAGACUGUAAGAUGCAACAGAUCCACAUAUGCACGGAUUGUAGUUCUCUUGUGAAUCCUCAUGGGUCUGCAGAGGAGCUCAGGUAGUGAAAACUACUCAAGAGUUACAGCAAAGAAAUCUGCUUUGAAGAGACCUCAGAGACGUUGUGGCAGAGCGUGGUACGAGUGAGGUGCUGCGUGUGUGGGAGAUACUUACGCAGAGAACAUAAUGGCACUGGAAAAACACAGUCAAGUCUGGAUUUCAAAUUACAGCCUUUGUCAGAGAUACUGAUGUGAUCGCUGUGGGCUUGGUGUGGUUGACAUGCCAAAUGACCAGACUUGGGCCAUGGGGGCAUUUUGGGACAGCAGAAAUACUAGUGAUGUGCUGGUGUUGUCUCAAACUCCAGAGCCUUUAGGACUACACAGCUGAAUGCAUUUCUCCAGGUCAGUGAGUCUACACUGUACAGUACAAGGUGAACUGAUCUGAGAUAAAACCAAUGCCUGCAUUCCAAGCAGGGUGUGGGUAAGUCAGAUCCAAAUCUCUUAAAAAGGAAUUUAUCAACGCCAUCAGUCAGGUGGGAACUAAGUUUGGUUCAAUAAUGGCUUAGGACAGGUUGCUGUGAUGAGCUUAACUCUCCUCUAGCUAAGCAAAGGCUACAGCUUUCUCUGGGGUGUUUUGGUUUUGGAAAGCUGUGUCUGCUGCAGAGAGUCAAUAGUUUGCAUGCCCAGAGGAAUAUCAGAUUGCCCAGUCCCGAGGCAGGAUAGAUGGGUUGAUGUGUGAUUUCUGGGAACAGGCUGACACUGGAAUUUUUCUUUACUGAUGUACUUGUUUAGUUUUUUAGGGAUUAGGGCUGGUUUGCCAUUAAUGAGAGCUGGAGCGGAGCCAGGCACAGGGGAUUCCCCCUCUCCGAGGUGAGCUCUGCUGCGAUUCCAGCUUGCUGAGCCAAGGCUGCCACUUGGGAGAGCCCAUUUCCUUCCAGAUCUUACUCCUGAAAUGCUGUGCAACAGACCCGAAGGGGAAAUCUGCGCAUGUGGGUGGCUGAUGGAGGGGGUUUUACCUUGUAAGAGGUGUCUGCUGCUUGCAGACCCUGCGGUCUUCACAUACCUGUACCUGAGUAAAAUUAUGUUUAGGACUGGGGCUUUGUGGAGUUGUGCUGUGUUUCUAUACAUGUAUUAAAGACUUUCAUAUAUCUUGCAAAUGAACGCUAGUUAUUGCAAAUGAACACUAGUUAUUGAAGGGACUGUUUCUCUUAGUGUUUUGUUUGGUUGC
Messenger RNA from Melopsittacus undulatus (budgerigar), 6078 nucleotides. RefSeq names its product CD7 molecule (gene CD7). The coding region runs from base 3461 to 4438 and encodes 325 amino acids. The record is from RefSeq and is a predicted model, not a curated record. Gene Ontology annotation, cellular component: membrane. Lineage: Eukaryota; Metazoa; Chordata; Aves; Psittaciformes; Psittaculidae. Gene Ontology annotation, biological process: adaptive immune response. Gene Ontology annotation, molecular function: signaling receptor activity. The transcript is spliced from 5 exons.